Colletotrichum paranaense is the source of this 189-nucleotide messenger RNA. RefSeq lists its product as uncharacterized. The transcript has a single exon. The record is from RefSeq and is a predicted model, not a curated record. NCBI's taxonomy places the organism in Eukaryota, Fungi, Ascomycota, Sordariomycetes, Glomerellales, Glomerellaceae. The coding region runs from base 1 to 189 and encodes 62 amino acids.
AUGAUUCAGGAUCCCGAGUCCGAAGUUGGCACAGCACCCUCGUCACAGACAGAAGCACGUUCCAAUUCUGCCCGGGUAAACCCAGUGAGUCGCGUGCCGGGACGAACCCCCUUCUUCCACUGCGUCCUCCAAUCUGCUUGGGAUCCCACCACUUCAAGUCGAUACGGUGGGAUAAUGUCCCCAAGAUAG